AGUGUAACGCGAUAGCCGUGCACCUCCGAAACUCUCUCACUCGCUCGCGCGCACACACACACGCACGCACGCACUCCCCAAGCAGCAGCUCGAGGACGACACGGCGUACGCACGCGGGCGACACACACACACACAGACACGCACGCGCGCACUCACACACACACACGAUGCUGGUGGAAACAGGACGAGCCGGAGUGUUUUAGCUCACUGGACCUCCACGAGGAGCCUCCAGAGAGGGUGUGCACGCAUGUGUGGAGACCACCUCGGGACCCCCGAACCGCGUUGAGGAGCUGAGGGGAUUCCAAGCCCCGCUACUUCAGACCGCCACUUCCCCGUUGACGGAUAUGCCACCGGCGCUGGUCACGCCGAGGACGCUGUAGUCGAGCCAUGUGGCGCCGCCUGAGCGCGCUGUAAACGGGGCUUCGUUCACCGACGCGCGCAACUUCUGACUCCACGGACCCUUCGCCACAACCGCCCCCCCGCCCCAUCUCCCCUUCUCCUCCCCGGAGAAAGACGCCGGUUUCGGUGAGCAGCUCCUUCAUCAGCCACCGCUGAGGCGACGGCGUGGAGACAUGGAUGCGUUACUGUCACUUCAGCAGGUCGCCCUGGUCUUAUGCCUCGUCCUCAGAGCGAGCGGACAGGAAGGUGAAAAAUGUGGUGGCCACCUGGACGCCAGUGAUGCGGGUUAUAUCACAUCACCUGGUUACCCUUUGGAGUACCCGCCGCACCAGAACUGUGAGUGGGUUAUUACGGCUCCAGAGCCCACCCAGCGCAUCGUGCUGAACUUCAACCCCCACUUCGAGCUGGAGAGGCUCAACUGCAGGUAUGACUUUAUAGAGAUAAGAGAUGGCAACUCAGACUCAGCCGACCUGCUGGGGAAGCACUGCAGCAACAUCGCUCCCCCUGCCAUCAUCUCUUCUGGCCCUGUCCUCCACAUCAAGUUUGUGUCUGAUUACGCUCACCAGGGUGCUGGCUUCUCGCUGCGCUAUGAGAUCCACAAGACCGGUUCGGAGCACUGUUUCCGGAACUUCACUGCUCCAACCGGCGUGAUCGAGUCGCCCGACUUCCCUGACAAGUACCCUCACAACCUGGAAUGCUCCUACAUCAUCAUCACCCCUCCUCAGACUGAGGUCACCCUCACCUUCAAAACCUUCGACCUGGAGAACGACCCCUUGCUGAUGGCCGAGGGCGACUGCAAAUACGAUUGGCUGGAAGUGUGGGACGGCCUGCCCCAGGUGGCACCACUGAUUGGACGAUACUGUGGCACAAAGAUCCCUCCGGAGAUCGUGUCCUCAACUGGGCUCCUCUCCUUGUCCUUCCACACCGACAUGGCCGUGGCCAAAGAUGGCUUUUCUGCUCGCUAUAACAUGACCCGCAAGGAAGUUAGCGACACAUUCCACUGCAGUACCACCUUUGGCAUGGAGUCGGGGAAGAUUUCUGAUGAGCAGAUCACGGCAUCCUCUUCCUUCUACGACGGCCGCUGGCAGCCUCGGCUGGCCCGCCUCAACAACGAGGACAAUGCCUGGACCCCCGCAGAAGACAGCAACAAAGAGUACAUUCAGGUGGAUCUGCACUUCCUCAAGGUUCUGACUGGUAUUGCCACUCAGGGAGCCAUAUCAAAAGAGACACAGAAGUCUUACUAUGUCACCACUUACAAGCUGGAGGUCAGCACCAAUGGAGAAGACUGGAUGAUUUACCGCCAUGGCAAGAACCACAAGAUAUUCCAUGCUAACACAGACCCAUCCGAAGUGGUGCUGAACCGAGUUCCUCAGCCUGUUCUGGCCCGGUUCGUCCGCAUUAGACCCCAGGCCUGGAAGAACGGCAUCGCCCUGCGUUUCGAGCUUUAUGGAUGUCAGAUCACAGACGCUCCAUGUUCAGAGCUCCAGGGAAUGCUCUCAGGGCUGCUGCCAGAUUCUCAGAUCACGGCUUCUUCAGUCAGGGACCUGCACUGGGUCCCUGGAGCUGCCCGGCUGGUGGCCAGCAGGUCAGGCUGGUUUCCUGCGCCAGCGCAGCCCUUAGCUGGAGAAGAGUGGCUCCAGGUAGACUUGGCCACCGUCAAGAUGGUGCGUGGGGUUAUCACCCAAGGGGCACGCAGCGGAGAGGUGGGAAGCAGCUCGGACAACCGGGCCUUCGUCCGCAAGUACCGCCUUGCCCACAGCCUCAAUGGAAAAGGCUGGACCUUUGUGAUGGACAGCAAGACUAGCAUGCCCAAGAUCUUUGAGGGGAACUCGCACUAUGACACUCCAGAGCUGAGGCGCUUUGAGGAGAUCCCAGCCCAGUUCAUCAGGAUCUACCCCGAGCGCUGGUCCCCUGCCGGCAUCGGCAUGAGGAUGGAGGUGCUGGGCUGCAGCCUGCCAGAAACGUCUACACUUGCCGCUGAGACGUCCACGUCCACUCGGUCUCCACUUGGGGAAAGCAGCACUGCCCACAAGCUCAGCUCUGGCUCCAGCACCUCUCCCCCCUCUCCAGCGGUGCUGUGUGAUUUUGAGCAGGGUUUGUGUGGUUGGACCGACGACCCGGAUGCUGACCUCAGCUGGGCUCUACACAGCUCCAGCAGAAGCACAGCCCUGGGCCAAAGUCAGGACCUCUCCAUAGGCUCCAACAGUUUGGGAAACUAUCUGUACAUCGAGGCAAGCCCUAAGACACAAGGGAAGAAGGCAAGGCUCUUCAGUCCUGAGCUGGGCCCUGACUCUGGGCCUCUAUGCCUCAAGUUCUCCUAUCAACUUGAGGACGAGGGAACCCUGCGCAUCCUGCUGCGCAACCCUCUCCAGGAAGAAACCCUUCUCUGGGCCCUCCAUGGCAAUCAGGAACCCAUCUGGAAGGAGGGACGCACCAUUAUACCUCGAUCCCCAAAAGAAUUUCAGGUGGUCAUUGAAGCCGUCUUUGAGAAGGCCACCACGGGCCACAUCUGGAUCGACAAUAUCCAUAUGAGCUCAAGCACACCACUGGAGGAGUGUACCCAACCUUUCCCUGCCUUCCCUCCAGAUAUGACUGGGGGAGCCCUUCCAGGCAGGAGUGAGCCAACAGUAGAUACGCUGUCAGUGCCACCUAUUUCUCCCAACUGGUAUUACUUCAUGGCUGGCGGAGGCGCCAUCUUGUUCCUGAUUAUUGCCAUUGUCAUGGCCAUUGGCUGCCGCCGCCUGACAGCCAAGAGGAGCCGACCCACCAUGGCCUACUACAGCCCCCACAAUGCUCACUAUCCAAAUGGUGCCAUGCCCAGGUCAGGGGCUGGCCAUAAGCUAACUGUUUGGGUGGAGAAGGGUGAUGGAAACUCCUACUGGUGAGGAGCAGGGACUUGGACUGAAAGUGACUGAAAGACAUAGAAGACUAUGUUGCAGGCUUCUUGACAAGCCCAGUCACCAAGGCUGGAGAGCAGGAAAGACUUUAAGAGUUGGCUUAGUGGAAGGAAAGCUCUGUUCAAACCUUUUUUAGGACCUUCUCACUACCAACUGGUCAUGCAUAUGGAACUACCCAAGUAAGAACAGAAUGGAACCAGCAUCUCGAUGUUCUGCUCUAAGCUGAUUUUCUUUUGUCUUUUUUCUGUGCUCCAUCACUUGAUGGAUGCAGCAAGACACUGUGGGUGUCCUGUCUGGUUGGAGUAUACGGCUUGUUUACUGACAGAGUGUCCAGCCGGGAAGUGGUGGCAGGUGCCAGCUCAUGCUCACUGGCUCUCUGGAAGAGUUCCCGCAUGGCUACUCUCACGGUGGGCAUGAGCCCAUCCUUGUAAUGAAUGCCAUGGCGAAAGCUCCUCAGCUGCAGAACCAUCAGGAGCUCAGUGAAGAUGAUGUGCAACCCAAUGACCUUAAUCACCAAUCCAGGACUGAAGUGACUUUGAUGCUUUGCUAAUCCUUGGGCAUACUUUGGAAAGAGGCUCACCUCCUUGACCAGUCACAAAUCAGGGCUAGAUUCCCAGAGCAGAUGAUGAGAAGGAUCAAGAGAUCAGGACUGUCUUCAUGCUGUCAUUGAUCUAAAUAGCACUGUAUAAUUUUUUUUCAACCAGUGUGAUUUAACUGAUGGGUGACAUCACAGUUGUCCAGCUAUGUUUGCGCUUUGAAGGGAUCCUGAUGUUAAUUGCAAUUUCCCCCUUUAUUAUUUAGCCAAAGUAGGGAACAGUCCACUGUAAAACUGCACUGAUAUGUGAAGAGGUAACAGAAGGUGACAGAACAUUUUGAGUAGUGAAUGGGGCUAGAUGGGCAGUGCAAUUGAAAAAUAUGGAAAUUCAUCACGCCCUGCGGUCAUGCAUUAACAGGUUUGAUGUAAGAAGGUAGCUCAAAAUUAGAUUUUCACACAAGUCCAGCAAAAGCUGAAUUUGAAUCGAUCAGAAAGACAGUACAUUAAAAAAAAUCAACCUCCCAGAAAAACAAACAAACAAAAAAAUCAUAUCUUUGUCACAAUAAAGUUUCCAUCAAACUAGGACAAAUAGAUGGAGGCUCAAAAUUGUGCCUAAAAAACAAAGAGAAGAGAAAAUCUCCUGCAUGCUUGCUCUCAUGAUAUCACCAGGUUGCUGCCUUUGUUCUUCCCAUUCUUCACAUUUGUUGCCACAGAAAUCCCCCCAAAAACUGCGUAGGCCUGCUCCACUGCGAGCCAGAAGUGCGUAGGAGUGCAUUAUUCCUACCAAACGGCUGUCGGCGUUCAGGCCCUGAAAACAAGCCAUAUAAACAAAGACAGCUGCUUCCCUUAACCACCUCGUCCUAAUGAGGACGGAGAGUGGUGGCACAGGAGCAAGGUCUGUGGGCUCCUGACAGCUGGUAGCCAUUUUCCCGUGCUGUAGGGUUUCCAGGUCUUCCAGAGCAGCAAAUAGUGUCCAGCGUUUCCAUAUGGUUGAUUAUUUCAAGUAAUUUAUCAAAUUACAUUUGCAUUAGUAUGACUUGAUUUUGAAAAUACAGCAAAACAUGCAAUAACCAUUGCUCUGUAAUCUGUUUCUUUUGCUGAUAUGUGCAUCAAUGUAUGACCACCACUUGUUUUUGGUCAUAAUGGUUACAGGAUAUAAAUACAGUACCCAUGUUUGGCCACACUUAGCUUAUUUUAUUUGGUGUUCUACAUUUUAGAUGAGUAGUAAAGAUAUAAAUAUACAUUUUAUAUUUAUAUUUAUAUUAUAUUGAUAAUAUAAUGUUGCUCCCAACAAGGAAUAAUCAGAACUGCUUGUAAGUUUGACCAGUCAACACUUACACAGUAGAUAUAGUAGUUGGUUUAAUCCAUAACAUAGACCAAAUUCACUGUUAUGGGAAAGUAAAUUCAUCAUGAAUGAUAAAGUUAACAUGUUAAAUUGCUUACUUUCAUGAAAGUGUCCAUCUCCCCCCACCUUUGUAGCCUGAAUGUGUAGAGUUUAAGAGUUCAGAGAUCUCUUCCCACUUCUGAGACCAAUGCACCAUUAGAUUCUGCACAGUCUUGAGCACUGCAGAAAACUACCUGUUGGGAGACAUCUACCACACCAAUGUGUUUAGGAACAAAGGACAAACAUUUAAGCAUAAACUUUGUUUAAGAUUGUGACGAAAAUCUCGUUUUUAAUUGGUACUGUAUGUCGACGGAGCUGAUCCAGUGUUACUUCAUAGGGUAAUGUAAAUUGUACAUUAGGCUGACAGAAAGUACACAGGUAGAGCUAAUCCACUAUCACUAUCCAAACCGAGCCUAAAACCUUUAAUCAUUACCUGUGUGGUGUUGCUAUAGAAACAGGUUGUCGUGAGGGGGAAAAUGGAGAAAUUUUCCAACAUAGAUGGGGGGAAAGGAAGAGCGAGCAAGAGAGAAAGAGAGACCUUUGGCUCUUUGUGGGCUUUUUAGUGCCAUUUCCAGUAGACAGAGAGGCUGUAAGAGAUGUUUUGGCACUGGCUUGCAAUGUGCUUUUAAAUCAGCCAACCAAUUUUUCUCUUUCCCCAGAACCCCUUCCUCUCACCACACAUUCUUUCCGAGCUCUUAAUAUUUUUAAUUAGUUAAUGGACCAGAUAGCAUUUAUUAAAGCUGCUGGAAGUGUUCUCCCCCACCCCCUCCAUCUCGCUCAUCCCUGGAGACCACAUUAAUGAGCGAAAGCUUUCUCCAGAGACAUGUGGCUACUUAUCGCCCAGAGAGGCUCGAUGCCAAACGGGCCAUCUUUUAUGCUCCCCAGAUGCCCUCAAUGGGGAAUAGUUUCAAAAUGCGUCACUUUUCCCCUUAGAUUUUCAAACUAGGGCUCAACUGAUGUCUAUUUAAAAAUAUCGAUUUUAAAGAGCUAAAAAUUCUAAUAAUUCAUAAUGUGGUCAGAAAUUUAAAAAGGGUUUACUGACGGACAAACCUGCCAAAUAUCGGAUGUGAUCACAUUAGCUGAUUAUAUUGACCGAUACAAGUUUAUGUGGUCGAACCACAAUCAGAGUCCAGUUGUUUUACUGAUAUGAUUGCCAAUCAAUAUGAUUAUAUUGGCCUGAUCAUAUACUGAACUAGCCAUGAAAUUGCCCAGCCUAUACCAAUAUAGGCCCUAAGGAAGGACUUUUCUUGUCCUCAGAAACCCUCACCAGGAAAUACUGCCCCCUUUUUUCACCCUCCCCCUUUGAAGAUUGUAUGCCAAGAGUUGAUCUAAAGGUUUUAUUAAAAAAUUAAGUUUCAACUGAAGUGAAAAUUAGCACCAGGUCUGAUGUUAAGCUGUAUAAUAUUGAAGUUAAUUUGGUGAAAAAUAAAUCAGAAUCCAAUUGUUUUAGAUGAACAGUGACCGACUAAUGUGAAGUGAUCUCUGUUGUUUACUUUGUGUAGAAUGAUGUUAUUUCCUUGGCCAGCCUAUAUAUUGAAUGAGCCCUAAGGAGGCUCAGUGCCAAACAGACUUUUCUUGUCCCAGAUAUCCUUGUCAGGAAAUCUUUUUUCACCCUCCCCUACUUUAACAGUUGAGGUUGAUAUUAUGGCAUAACUGAUGUGAAAGUUAGCACCAAUUUUAAGUUAAAUAUUCACUGAUACAAGUUCAAGUUGUCAAAUACCAAUAGUUUUAGCAAAAAGUGACUGAUUUGCUAAAAGUUACUGACUGAUUGCUAGCUGUCAAAGUUGAUUAUAUCAGCAAAACAAUUUGUUGAUUAAGUCCUAGAUCAAAUCUCUGCAAUUGCUUUUCAUGGUAAAAAAAGACUGAUGUUAUUCCUUUGGCCGAUUAUAUUGGCCAACCAAUAUUUCGGUCAAGCCCGAGAUCAGAUCCCUGCACUUUUUGUAACACAAAAUAACUGAAGUUUUUCCUUCAUCUGAUUAUAUGGGUCAAACAAUAUAUCAGCCACACCCUAAAUCAAAUCAUUGAGGUUUCUGUGGUGCCAAAUGACUCAUUCAUAUACCAGUCAAUAUAUCAAAACUCAUGAUAUACUGUAUCAGUUGAGCCCCGAUCAGAUCCCUGCAGUUGUUUCUGUGGUACAAAAUGACUGAUAUUGUUUCUUUGGCCAGUUACGUUGAUCCUACGGUAUACCGAUCAAGCUCUAGAUCAGAUGCCUGCAGUUGUUUCUGUGGUGCAAAAUGAGUCAUGUUGUUCUUUUGGACACAGGCGUCUCAGGGCUUGUAGAACAGGCGAGAGCGGGUGCUUCCUUGGAGGCAUCAGGUUUUUAUCUCGACCAUGUACACAGAUCGCUCACAAUAGAGGCAGUCAGCCUACACCUUAAUCUGCGGUACACGGGCUUUCGCAUUGAUUUCUCUGCCUUAUUUGAUUUGGACUCCGCAGGAUCCGGUUCAAACGCUUUCCGAACAAAGGCAGCGUUGUGCAUUAAAAUCCAAAAAAAUGACGGUUGACAUCUUGGGCCUUUUUAUCACACCUCACAGCUGAUGUAGGUGGUUCCAAUGGGGAUGUAUUCGGACCGCGCUCAUGUUAAAGAUGAUGUUGUUGUUGUUGUUGUUGUUGUUGAUGAUGAUGAUAAUAAUAAUCAGGAUGCACCUUCCUUGUAUGAAUGUACCUAAUAACUGUGGCCACGCUAUACCUCAAUCUUAAAAACUAAUGCGCUGUUUAAAAAGCAAAUGUGAACAGAAUAUUUUUGCUUGACGAACUGGAAAUGCUUUUAAAACAUCAUAAUAAAAUGUUAUUUUUCUAAA
Molecule: messenger RNA, 8016 nt
Organism: Pygocentrus nattereri (red-bellied piranha)
Lineage: Eukaryota; Metazoa; Chordata; Actinopteri; Characiformes; Serrasalmidae
Gene: nrp2a
Product: neuropilin 2a
Exons: 16
Coding region: 573-3284 (903 amino acids)
Biological process (GO): vascular endothelial growth factor signaling pathway; axon guidance; angiogenesis
Cellular component (GO): membrane
Molecular function (GO): vascular endothelial growth factor receptor activity; semaphorin receptor activity
Source: RefSeq, a predicted model, not a curated record